CGAAACCGCGGACGACUGUCGAUUCGCCGAAUCGAAAUGACAGCACAAGUGACAACGAGUUUAUAUCUGCCAAUUUUUACGACUGUAUAACUUUGGGGAUUCGGAUUAUUGACAGAUGUAUAUUAUCUGCAAAGUGGAAGAAAUCUGUAUUCUUUCACCUUUUAAUAUGGGAGCAAUAAUUUGAUUUACCAAUAGAAGACUCGAUAGCGAUCAUAGCAAGACAAUAUAAAAUUAAAGUAUAUGUGUCAUUUAUAUAUUUCUGGAAUGUAACAUAAUAUCGAUAUAACUGAAGCAAAUAAUGCUACAAUUUUCAUACAUCAAGAAAGUAUGAUUCGGUAUGGCAGUAAAAUGCAUGGAAGGCCCUUUUGUGUUCAGAUUAAAUGAAAACGGCACUGGACCACAUUUACUUGUACAGGUUUGCACGGAACGGGGAUGGCGGGAAUACGCCGGCGAAAAUAAUGUAUUCAAAGACCGAUGGAAUUUAUGGUGGCGAUCUGGUGGUUUCCCCACAUCGCAUUAUAGGCCAUUACUCCCCUGGCAGUUCGUCAAUCGGAUACCAAAGGGAAAUUCUAUCUGUCGAAAGGAUAAGCUAAUCCGUCAUUUAAAACGCAUGAAAAAAGUCCACGGUCCGAUUUACGACUUCAGUCCCACAGGAUAUAACUUGCCUUCUGAAUACACGAAAUUGGCCGAAGAAUGCAGUCGUAAUGAAAAAGAUGAUAAAGUUUGGAUCUGCAAGCCAGUUGGUCAAAGUCAAGGAAGAGGAAUCUUUUUAUUUCGCAAAUUAAGUGAUCUAUCAUAUGACAAUGCCGCGGUCGUGCAAAGAUAUAUUGAAAAUCCUCUGUUGAUCGGCGGAUACAAAUUCGAUCUUCGCCUGUAUGUAUGCGUACCGUCUUAUCGCCCGUUAACGAUUUACCUAUACAAGGAAGGUCUAGCUCGUUUUGCCACCGAAAAGUUUUCUCUGGAGCGAUUAGACGAUCCUUUUCGACAUCUCACAAAUUUCUCCUUAAACAAAUUGGGACCAGGCUACUCGGAGAAAAAGGAACGCAUCGGUGCCGGCUGCAAAUGGACAUUUAGGCAAUUAAGAAGAUACUUUGAGCAAUCAGGAUAUUUCGACUGGAUUCUUUGGCAGAGAAUCUCGUGUUUAGUGACUUUAACAAUUCUAAGUCAAGCGGCAGGCAUUCCUAAAUCAUCAAACUGUUUCGAAUUUUUUGGCUUUGAUGUGUUAAUCGAUGAAAAUUUGAAACCGUGGCUUUUAGAGGUAAACUUAAGUCCGGCUUUGAGUAAUGACUGCGAGGUUGAUUCAGAAGUAAAAAAGCCCCUACUGCACGAUCUGUUUGAUUUAUUGGGUCUUCCAGUAUGCAAUACCGGACUCUCUCUGUUCACUAUCUGGUCCUCCUCUAAUCGCAUCGAGGAAGAUGACAGCGAGGUGUCUUCCAAAUUUGGCCGAUCCAUGAAAAAAAAAUCAAAACUAGGACGAGAACCUGAUGCUUUUCUAAAUCUCUCCCCGGAAACGCGAGUUACGCUGAGACAAUCAAUACCAGAAGUUUGUUCAACUACUUGGUCUCGUUACAACCCGCUGUUUAUGGAUAAAUGCAUACGUCGGGGAUAUAAGGGAAACACGAUCGAGGAUCACGUGUCACCACCAAUUUGGGACAACGGCAGAGAUUGGAGAGUGUCUUGCGUAAGGGAAGGUGGAUGGAUUCGCAUUUGUCCGUUUACUCGAGCGAAACAUAUCGAAAAUAUGGAAUAUACAAGACCAUCGCCUAGGACUGUUGAGAACGAGAUCAAGGACAUGGUCCUUUCUAUACAAAAGUAUUUAAAAGCCGCAAAAGAAGUGCAACAAAGGAACGAAAAACUCAAAGACGAAGAAUGCAAUGCUCUUCUACAAAAUGCGCUUGAAAUGAAUACGGAAAUUUGGCUGCCAGAAAAAUAAAAACCUAGUCUGCAUUUUUUGCUCCCAUAAACAAAAUCUUUAAAUCUACUUAUUCUCUACACUUGUUUUUCGUAUAGUAUUAUUUUAAAAAUUACUUUGUACAAUUACAUAUAAUGCACAUUAUAAUAAACGUGCAUCUUUAUUCUAUCAAUCUUUGCAAUGCAACAUAUAUCGCAUAUAAUGAUUGUAAAAUAGUCAAUUGUAACAUUUUAUGCAACAAGCAAUUAGAUUCGUUAAUACUCACAUUUAGCAUUAAAUGUAGCCAUCCCUUGCUCAACUCGCAGAUAAAUUAUUUUAUUACGAAACUAUUGCAUUAAUUCAAUACUGAUAUAAAGAUAUAGAUAGUAAAAAUAAGGAUAGUUAAGAUAAAAAAUGGUUUAACAGCAAAUAAA
Messenger RNA from Linepithema humile (Argentine ant), 2325 nucleotides. RefSeq names its product probable tubulin polyglutamylase TTLL2. The record is from RefSeq and is a predicted model, not a curated record. NCBI's taxonomy places the organism in Eukaryota, Metazoa, Arthropoda, Insecta, Hymenoptera, Formicidae. Gene Ontology annotation, cellular component: cilium. Gene Ontology annotation, molecular function: tubulin binding; tubulin-glutamic acid ligase activity. Gene Ontology annotation, biological process: microtubule cytoskeleton organization; protein polyglutamylation.